AAUGUGAAGUGAGUGUGAGUGAGAGGCAGUCCUGGGAUAUUCACCAGUAGUUGCCUGCACUGCUUAGCUGCUCACAGCAGAGCGUUGUCUGGGGCAAGAGGGCAGCAGGCCAUGCAUGAACACAUAGGCAGACAAGGGGAGAUGAUGGUGCCCAGCUGCUUUUAGGAACCGAAGAGCUGUCCAUGUUUUCACUACUAGCCCUUCUCUGUCUUUGCUAACAGAGAGCACUGGGACUUUUGCUCACUCAUACAACAGUUUCUAGGUUUUCCAUCUAACUGCAUCUCCUGAAGUCAACUCAUUUUUUUUUCUCUUAAAAAUGGGUUGCUCCUCAUCCAGUGCACAGACUGUUGACCAGGAGAAAAGACCAGGUACAAAGCCAGAGGAGAGCAAUGGAGAUACUUUGGCCGUCAGAAAUGGCAUCAUUGCAGAAGAUGCAGAAACCAUCGAGGACCAGAUGCAGCUGCCUGUGCAGAGUGCCUUACCAGAUGAUGUGCAGCCAGGAGCUGACGAUGAAGCUGAGGCUGUGCUAGUGGCCCUUGAGGCCCAGGAGGAUCUGGGUUCCGGGGAGGACCUCCUGGCUGCUCCAGAACCAAAACCAGAGCCAGCACCAGACGCCCCCACAGAAGUUUCUGCUGAACCUGUGACCGCUACAGCAGUGGUGGAAGUGGUGCCACCAAAGGAGGAAGCUGCUCCAGUAGAAACUGUAGAGAGUGAGGCUGCUCCUGAGGUUGAAGCUGUUGUUGAGGCUAAAGAGGAAGCCCCUGCUGCUGAACCUGUUGUAGCAGCACUGACAGAGGCCCCUGCUGUUGUGGCAGAGGCAGCUGACGUGCCAGCUGAGGCCCCUGCUGAAGUUGCUACCCCUGCUAUUGAACCUGUUGUAGCAGUGCAGGCAGAGGCCCCUGUUGUGGUUGAGGCGGCCACGGUGGCAGCUGAGGCUCCUGUUGAAGCUAUUGCCUCUGUGCAGGCGGAGGCUCCGGUUGAAAAUGCUGCAGUAGCUGAGGCCUCAGCACCAGUUGGAGAGAAAAUAAUAGAUGUAGAGAUUGCUGCAGCAACUGUUCCAGAGAUGCCAUCUGUAGCUCCAGUUGCAGUAGAGACCCCGGCCGAGCCUCAGCCUGCUGCUGAAGACACCAAAGACAUCACUACUGCCCCUGCUGAGGCAGAGGCAGCCUCAGCUCCAGGUCCUCAAGCUGAAUCUGCUGCUGUUGAGGCUGUCAAGGAGGCUGAGGCUCCUGAAUCCACACCAGUAGUUUCAGAAACCCCUGCAGAGGCAGCACCCGCUGCCCCUGAUGUGGUACCAGCAACAGCUUCAGAGCCUGCAGUGGACAGUGCAGCCCCAGCAGAAGCUCCUGUGGUCGUGCCUGCUCCAGCUGACCCAGCUCCUGCUGCCCCUGAACCCACACCACAGGCAGAGGUGGGGGUGCCAGCAGCUGAGGCCUCUCAGGAAACAGAGAGUGAGAAAGCCAAAAAGGAGGACUGAACUGACAUGGAUUUGGGACCUUUUGCAGAAGAGACCUACCAAAAUAAUGAAAACACCCCAAAGAUGCAAGUGUAAAGGCAACUGGAGAACAAGAACAUGAAGCAACAAAACAAUACAUUUAAUAUCAAAAUUGUCUUAUCACAGCUCACUAAACGGUACACCAGCUACAUUAACAUGUCUGGUUAGGCUCACACACCUCAGUGCCUUAAUACAUCGUUAUUCAGGAAAGAUUAAGAUUUUUCUCCCUGUAUUUGUAAAUAUAAUCCUUUGCACCUGUGAUAUAAUACAGUUUUUUUUAAAAUAGAGAAAUUAAGUGCCUGGACUCACAUACAUUGAUCAUAGUGUAUGUGCAGUGAAAACACUCACGAUAGGCUAGGUGAAGCAAAAGGAUGCAAUACUCAGAAAAACUGUGAAGCCCUGGUUCAGAUUGUAUUGCCUUACUCUCUUAUCAAUGACAGACCAGUAAUGUACUGAAACGGCUUUGUGUGAGGAGGCCUGGCUACAAGAAUCCACAUCUACUUCAGUUCGCUGCUUCUGUGAGGAAUACAAGCCAAACACAUUGCAACUGUGAAUGAAAUGAUGCAAACUGCUCUAAGUUAUGAACCGAACUGGACGGUGACAGAAACACUGGCUAAAUUUACACUGCCAGCUAAAAUCUGAUGUCCCCCCCCCCCCCCCCCCACCUAAAUGUGACAGAUCUGAGCUUCAGUUUCCAUGUGUUUUUCAUCAGUUACAAAAAAAAAAAAAAAACACAUUUUACUGACAUGGAUGACAUUUUUAGAUUUGUUGGAGUGUAAAUUCUGCCAUAAUCCCACAUUUUUGUUUUUGAGUUUACACAGAUUUUAAUUACAGCCUUGCUAAUAAGGUUUAUUUAACAGAAAUGACAAUACUAAGGGUUGAGUAUUAGAGACAGAGUGUACAGUAUGAUGUUGAUAAGAGUUUCUUGAUGUCGCAUGCAUCCUUUUUUUUUUUUUUUUUUUUUACUUUUUUUCCUGCUGUUUUAUCAUCACUUUGUUACGCUUUAUGGAGGAAUCAUGAUUGCAAUAUUUGUGUUCUGAAGAUGCGUGAAAGGAGGAAGAAAUGUACCAUAUGUGGAAAUGAUGCGUGAAACCUCUCACAGGCUGAGGAUGUAGAAGAUCCAGGUUUAUUUAUUGACAUGCCAUCUUGCUGUUUCACGAGGCCAUUUUGCUGCAGCUGUAGAGUGACGCAUCACUUAGAGGGCAUAAUAUUUAAUGCACCAUUGUUUCUACAUUCUGUGCUGCAAAAGUGUAAAGUUCCUAGAAAACAUUAGCUUACUUGUGUGAGAUGGGAUGGAAGUUGUGGGAUGUUUGUUUUGAUGUCUGAUGAUCUCUCUUUAUCUAUUCAAGUCCUUGGAAGUGCUUAUUCUUCUGUAAUAUAUCCAUUCUCUGAGCUUUAGCUGUGAUGCCGCUAACCUUUUAGUGUACAGAAUAAAUAAAGUCUUACCUACUAAUAA
Molecule: messenger RNA, 2951 nt
Organism: Myripristis murdjan (pinecone soldierfish)
Lineage: Eukaryota; Metazoa; Chordata; Actinopteri; Holocentriformes; Holocentridae
Product: skin secretory protein xP2
Exons: 4
Coding region: 317-1477 (386 amino acids)
Source: RefSeq, a predicted model, not a curated record